This is a messenger RNA of Blepharisma stoltei, 201 nucleotides long. Lineage: Eukaryota; Ciliophora; Heterotrichea; Heterotrichida; Blepharismidae. The record is from the annotation of a GenBank genome assembly.
AUGCAUUUGGCUUGUCAAAAAAAUUUGGAAAAACCAAAACUCAGUGGUAAUGGCAGAUUAGGAUCUUUUCUGCCAUUACCACUGAGUUUUGAUGUUGCCAAAUUUUUUUGACAAGCCAAAUGCAUCAUCGCAAAAGAACAAUUUUUUUUAUUGCAUUUGGCUUGCCCAAAAAAUUUGGAAACACCAAAAACUCAGUGGUAA